UAAUAACGGUUGUUGGAAAUUUUAAGGUCAAUUACCAAAUAAAACCUAGUUUAAAUAUAUUUAUACGUGCGUUUGAGACUUGAGUAUUAUAUUGCUGUAUUCUUUGUCGCUCUAUGAAAGUGAUUAGUACAUGCUCUGAUGAAACUCUGCACUACUUCGCCAAUUAGCAAUCAAAUAAGACUAUGCAUUAUAUAUUAUCGUAUAUAUGAGUCGGACUUUUUUCGAGAAUUCUCCUUCUCAUUUAGUAAAAUAUUUUAAAUAUCUUAGAAAAAAAAUGUAUUAUGUUGGUUGGUCACCCUUGGUGGUUAACAUGUCAAGAAGUUAACUUGAAAUCUUUGUUGUGCCUACAUUUUACAGAUAAUUUGUAAUAUCACAUCCUACUCGAGUCCGUCUGAAUCUGUCAAAACUCCUAUGCUGCAAUUUGUUAUAUCUCUUUGUCGGGAUGGACAUGAAAAUAAUAGACAUACAUUGACGAAAACAUGGACAUAAUUGGCAGAUUAUUUGGGUCAAUUAAUACAUUGAUAUUAGAUACUUUUAAUAUAACAAAUAAUAUAAGAUUAAUCACCAUUGAACUACUAAACUAACAAUAUAACCAAUUUUUACGGCAGUUUUAUUAAUUAAUAUAUAAAUACAUUUUAUUUGUUUGAAUGUGGACAAUUUUCCAGAAUACAUCAUCCAACAACUAAUUUUUUCGAAAUAAUUUUAAUUUCUCCAUAAAAAAGAUAUCAAAUAUACAAUAACAGAAUUUAAGAAUUUUUAUUUGGCGAAAGUCUUACAUUCUUUUUCUUUAAACCCUAUUUUUGUUUGUAUAGGUGGAUCAGUUUUCCAAUGAUUUUGUACGAUAAACUUUCUAGUUCUCCUAAAAGAAAAACUAAUCUUCUUCUGUGAUACGAGGACAAACCUCGUUUGAUAACUAAAGAUCCUUUUGGCAGAGGAAUAGCCAGAAACAAAUUCUAAACUAGAAGAGACAUGACGAUCGAAAUAGCAUCUUGGGCCCAACAUAUAAUAAACAGAUCCCUUGAUGGGCUUUGUAUAUUAAUCGCUUCCGAGUUUAAAUAUCCAGAUUGUAUUCGUCCAGACACAACAAACAUGGCGAUUCGAACAUUCUCCUCUCUUGUCCGCGCCACUCUUCACCAACCCCCUAAACGAUUCUUCUUCUCCACACUCCCACACGAUCCACCACCACCACCACCAGAGCUAGUCAACGAAAUCUCCCGCGUUUUAAGCGAUCACCGCAACCCCAAAGACGACCUCGAACACACCCUCACCGUCUACUCUCCCAAACUCUCCUCCAACCUAAUCGAACAAGUCCUGAAACGCUGCAAAAACCUCGGCUUCCCCGCUCACAGAUUCUUCCUCUGGGCGAGACGAGUCCCGGGCCUCGAACCCAGCUCGGAAAGUUACCACAUUUUGGUCGAGAUUCUUGGUAGCAGCAAGCAGUUCGCUUUGCUUUGGGACUUUCUGAUCGAAGCGAGAGAGUAUAACUACUUCGAGAUUGGUCCUAAAGUGUUUUGGAUUGUCUUUAGAGCUUAUAGUAGAGCUAACUUACCAAGUGAAGCCAUUCGAGCUUUUAAUCGAAUGGUUGAGUUUGGGAUUAAGCCUAGUGCUGAUGAUCUUGACCAGCUUCUCCAUUCGCUUUGCGAUCGGAAACACGUGGAACACGCUCAGGAGGUUUUCGACAAGGCCAAACACUGUUUCGUCUUCGCGCCGAGCGCGAAGACGUAUAGCAUUUUAGUGAGAGGCUAUGCGAGGGUGAGAGACGCCUCCGGUGCACGCAAGGUGUUCGAUGAAAUGCUUGAGAGAAACUGCGAAGUCGAUUUGCUCGCGUACAACGCGCUUUUAGACGCGUUGUGCAAGUCCGGCGAUGUCGACGGAGCGUAUAAGAUGUUUCAAGAAAUGGGUAAGCUCGGACUUACCCCGGACGCGUACAGCUACGCUAUUUUCAUCCACGCCUACUGCGACGCGGACGAUGUUCAUUCGGCUUAUAAGGUUCUCGAUAGGAUGAAGAGGUACGGGCUUGUACCUAAUGUGUACACGUACAACCAUAUCAUAAAGACUCUCUGCAAGAAGGAGAAGGUUGAUGAUGCUUAUCUACUGUUGGAUGAGAUGAUUGAAAGAGGAGCUGAUCCGGACACUUGGACUUACAAUUCGAUAAUGGCUUACCACUGCGACCACUGCGAGGUGAACCGAGCGACGAAUCUGAUCUCUAGAAUGGACAGAACCAAGUGUUUACCUGAUAGGCACACUUACAAUAUGGUUCUCAAGCUGCUGAUAAGGAUAGGGAGGUUUGACCGCGCCGAGGAGAUGUGGGAAGGGAUGAGCAAGAGGAAGUUUUAUCCAACGGUUGCUACUUAUACCGUGAUGAUACAUGGGUUGGUGAGGAAGAAAGGGAAGAUGGAGGAGGCUUGCAGGUACUUUGAGAUGAUGGUUGACGAUGGGAUUCCGCCUUAUUCGACGACGGUUGAGAUGUUGAGGAACAGGCUUGUGGGUUGGGGACAGAUGGAUGUUGUGGAUGUUUUGGCGGGGAAGAUGGAGAGGAGCAGUUGUUGUAAGGUUAGAGAAAUGGCGGUUGAGAUGAGAGGGAGGAGGAGGAGAGUGGGACGUAGGAGUGAAGGAAGCGAAGAUGAUGAUUCUGAGCUUGAAAGAGAAACAUAUGAUAGAAACAUAUGAAUAAUUAAGUUAGAGAGAUAUAUGAAAUGCAAUAUUUGGAUAGGCUCAAAGAGUAGUUUGGAUUUUAUCAAUGGUGAGGAACGUUCUCUAAAGACAAGACAAGACUGAAUCUAUGGGCGAACGUUCCCUAAAGACAAGACUCUAUGUUGUUUAAAGACAAGAGACUUUCACUGUGGUUCUUGUAACAGUAGAUAUAUUCAAGAGUGGUGUUUCUUUUGGCUCUAAUCCCUCCAUAUUCGACCAUCCUUGUACGGGUU
Messenger RNA from Brassica rapa (field mustard), 2927 nucleotides. RefSeq names its product pentatricopeptide repeat-containing protein At1g52640, mitochondrial. Gene Ontology annotation, molecular function: protein binding. NCBI's taxonomy places the organism in Eukaryota, Viridiplantae, Streptophyta, Magnoliopsida, Brassicales, Brassicaceae. The record is from RefSeq and is a predicted model, not a curated record.